CAAAAAAAACAACGGAGUAAAUGUCCUUCUGCAAUAAAGUUGCUGUCUCUAACUUAUUUAUUGAAUUAUAGAAUGAAAAUAAGUGUUUUUAACUGGUUAGCUAUCUAAGAUUGCUAGCCAAUCACUUAUCUUUCAAAUCGUUCAUAUAAACAAUCGCCCUGCAUAAGAAUCAGAGAGGUAAUGCCAGAAAGAUGCCGUCGACUUCAAGGUCGCGGGGUUCGAGCGGAGGGCCGCACGGCUCCCCGCGGACCUCCCUGGCCUCCGGGCCCAUGUCCGAGCGACAGCAACUGGCCCUCGUCAUGCAGCUAACAUCGCAGAAACCAGUGCCAACUGCUACAACUCCCACUGAAGAGAGGAAACGCAACAGACAGCAGAGGAAUGAACGAGGUGAAACCCCCCUGCACGUCGCCGCCAUCAAGGGAGACCACGAUCAGGUGAAGAAGCUUCUGGAUCAAGGUCAAGAUCCCGAUCUCCCUGAUUUUGCUGGUUGGACUGCUCUACACGAAGCCUGCAGCUACGGGUGGCACCAGGUUGUGGAGGUACUCGUUGAAGGAGGUGCUAAUGUCAACGCAAAGGGCCUCGAUGAUGACACACCUUUGCAUGACGCAUCAACAUCAGGGAACUUAAAGAUGGUCCAAUAUUUGAUAGACCACGGUGCAGACCCUUUUGUAAAGAACACAAAAGGCAAAAUGCCUGCUGACUAUGCUGCUCCACAUAUCCAGACCUACUUGCAGUCAUUAAAAGAUAACGCAAAAGGCACAAACGUCGCGCGGGCGAGGGAUGAUAGUGGCAAGAAAGGCGGCAAUGCGAGUGCUACUGGCGGCAUGGAGGGAGGCAAGCGCAGCAGCAUGGAUGGCCUAGCACAGGACCACGAGAAAGACGGGGCAGCGCCGGAGAAAGCCACCGAGGGUAAAGAUGAAGGUCACAACAACCAGCUGAGCAGCGGAGUAGUCUCCUCAUCUCAAGAUGAGGCUGGCCCGUCGAAGAGGCCCUUAUACGAGGAUGGCGAUGCUGAAGCCGAAGAAGACGGGAAUAAAAAGAAGAAACGCAAAGACAAUGAAGAAAAGGAGCCAAUGGCUAAGCCAGCAGCCCCCGUGGCCAGGGGAUCCACUGGAAGGAUCCUAACUGGAACAAAGCCGCCUGGUCCGGCGAGCAAGACAGGGGCCACGCCGCUUGGCAAGAGUGCUAGUCAAGGGAGCAGCAAAGGAUCCUCAGUGUCGUCAAACAAGAAUACACAAGCUAGUCAGAAGGGCAGCGGCUCCGGAGGCAAGGCCAGCUCUCAGGGUGCACACCAGGGCAAGUCGAGCGGCGGCGGCAAAGGCUCGUCCCACUCGUCGGCCAAGCCGGACCGCAAGUCGCCCGUGGCCAGCCCCAAGCCGAGUCAGGCCAAGGACGACGACGACGAGAAGAGCGAGUCCUCGGAGCCCAAGGUGCCUCCGCUGAAGAUUGUGAUACCAGGCGGCGCGGGCGGCGCGGCCGGUCGCAGCGAUCAGGAAGGAGAAGGCGGCAGUGGUCAGCGGGGCAGCGGCAAGGGCCGCGGCGGCUGCGCCACGCUGCCCUACGUCAUCCCCUGCACCAGCACGGACGCGGGGCAGGCUUCAGACAGUUCUGAUGGCAACUCGGAUGAUAAACGCUCCGGGGAAGGCGGUGGUGGGAAGACGGCAGUCCGCGUGCUACGCUCGCACCGCGCGACGGACGACAAGGGCGACAAGGAGCGCGCGUCGCCGCAGACCGGGCCGUCCGCGCUGCACGCCAACAAGUCGCCGCCGCCCGCCGCACAGGGCUGUGACCACGACCACCCGACGUCGACUGUCUCCAGCAGCAGCACCAGCUCGCGCUCCGAUUCCGGCGCCCAAGGCGCAUCAGUGGAGCUGCACCCGCGCAAGCGCAAGAUCAAGGCGUCAAAGGACAGCCACCGCGGCGACCCGCCCAAGUCGGCCGUCGACACGAUCGCCGAGAACACGCCCAACAUCGCCAACUCCAACCCCUACCAGAUGUAUCUGCAUAUAAAGAAACAGAUCGACCGCCGCCAGAAGAGCCUGUUCCCCGUGAAGCCGAAGCCUCCGAAAGACUUCAACAAGUACCUGAUGAACCGGUGCACGUACACGCUGCAGGGCAACGUGAACCCCGAGCCGCAGAUCGAGCUGCCGCCGUCGCUGCCGCCGCAGAUGAAGGAAGAGUUUCUGGCGCAGGAGAAGGAGAGACACCGCGUGAGGGUGCAGCACCUGGUGGAGAAGGAGAAGCUGGUGCUGGCCGUGGAGCAGGAGAUCCUGCGCGUGCACGGCCGCGCCGAGCGCGCCGUCGCCAACCAGGCACUACCAUUCUCCGUGUGCACAAUCCUGCGAGAUUCGGAAGUGUACAACGUGCUAGCGCCGGAGCAAGAGGAGAAGCGUAACGCUCAGCGGUCGCGCUGCAACGGACGCCAGAUCAACUCGUGGCUGCAGGAGGUCGACGACAAGUGGGAGAAGAUCAAGGAAGGCACCUUACGCCGUCAGCACACGGAGGCCGAAGCUUUACACGCCGUGCAACACAUGUCCUGGGAGUGGCGGCUCAAGGAGCUCGGCCUGUGCGACUACAAGACCACGCCCCGCAUUGACCCCACGCAUGUACCACAACUGCACGUGGCGAAUUUUGACUUGCCCGCUUGAAUCUUUCAGUUGUUGUAUUUUGUGUUUGUAGAUGGGACAUUUUGUGUUUUUGUGGGAGUCUAGGGGUGAUACAGUGCAAGAGGUGGUGUAUUUAUAGCGCUCGUUUGACAAAAAGAAGUUUUACAUUUCAUAUUUUUAUUUAAUUCAUAAGGGCAAUUACAGAGUGUAUAAUUGCAUGUGCUAAUAGAUCAUCGCUGAAUGAAUAUUUUAUUGUCCUAUCAUAUUUAUAUCAUGGUCCCAUUAGCAUUGUAGACUUCUUGAACUGUAUUACCUCUAUUACAAUUAACUACCAUUAUUAGAUAGUACACUAUUGGCUUACAACUCAAGCGGUGCAUACUAAAUUAUUAUUUUGACGACUUGAUUAUUUAUUCCUUACGUUACGGAUUGUGAUGUGUGGUACGGUGGCCUGCGCCUAAAAG
Messenger RNA from Plutella xylostella (diamondback moth), 3067 nucleotides. RefSeq lists its product as uncharacterized. Lineage: Eukaryota; Metazoa; Arthropoda; Insecta; Lepidoptera; Plutellidae. Gene Ontology annotation, cellular component: nucleoplasm. The record is from RefSeq and is a predicted model, not a curated record. Gene Ontology annotation, molecular function: protein binding.